Molecule: messenger RNA, 1126 nt
Organism: Lathyrus oleraceus (garden pea)
Lineage: Eukaryota; Viridiplantae; Streptophyta; Magnoliopsida; Fabales; Fabaceae
Product: protein MAIN-LIKE 1
Exons: 5
Coding region: 104-1126 (340 amino acids)
Biological process (GO): meristem maintenance; meristem development
Source: RefSeq, a predicted model, not a curated record
UAGGGUAUAUUUUCCGUUUCAAAAUUUUUUUACCAUUUUCGUUGAAGACUUCCGGAGAAGAAAAUUUUUUGGCGUUUUUGCAUUGUAUACCGGAACACUUAAGAUGGUUCGAAGAAGAGGUGCAGAUGGCCGGAUUCCAGUCCGCACGUUAGACCGGGGUGCAUCUUCAUCUGCAGCUGCAGCUGAGCCGACUGGAUAUCCAGGAGGGCCGUACGAUACAUCGCUUUUGGUGAAGUACGAGCAUCAUGUUGCUCGACAUAUAUGGUUCGGUGAGGAAAGAGGACCAAAGAAAGAGUUGAAGGUUGCCGGACAUGGACUGAAGUUGAAUUCUAGGGUUCCAUUGGCUCUUCCACCACAGAUGGAGAGUUGGGUAUCUAGAUCCGGUUUAGCUUCACUGCAGAGAACGAGUCUGAACAAGAUAGACACAAAUCUUGUCUCUGCAUUUGUGGAAAGAUGGCAUCUAGAGACAUCUUCAUUUCACAUGCCGUUUGGUGAAAUGAGCAUUACUUUAGAUGAUGUCGCAUGUCUACUUCACUUGCCCAUUAGGGGUAUCUUUUGGAGUCCUCAGGAUGUGACUGAAGAGCUAGCUGUUGAACUUGCUGUUGACUACCUAGGAGUGUCACAGAGUCAGGCACAGUCACAUGUUCGGAGCUGCAGGGGGUCGUAUUACAAGUUGGAGUGGUUAUAUGAUAUAUUCGUACAUCAUAGGGCUGCUUCCAGCUGGGCAUAUGCGACUAGAGCAUAUCUAUUGAUGUUGGUGGGUUCCACCAUAUUUGCUGAUAAGACCUUUACACUUGUAGAGGCACGAUACCUCCUCCUGUUUAGGGACUUGGAUGGAUGUUCAGGAUAUAGUUGGGGAGCAGCUGCACUAGUUACCCUCUACCGAUAUCUUGGAGAUGCGUCCAUGUACAGUUGCAAACAGCUAGGUGGAUAUCCUACUCUCCUACAGUGUUGGAUUCACGAGUAUUUUCCAACUGUUGGAAAAAGAGGGGAGAAUUGGAAUCCUGCUGGAAACGGUGGUCUUCCCCAAGCGAUGAGAUGGUCAUAUAGACAGGGAGUCCUGAAGUUACCAUCAGAGUGUUGUCGAUGUGAUCGGUUCAUCUUCCGUGGCCACCACUCCAUCUGA